This is a messenger RNA of Paracoccidioides brasiliensis Pb18, 954 nucleotides long. RefSeq lists its product as uncharacterized. The record is from RefSeq and is a predicted model, not a curated record. Bases 1 to 954 code for a protein of 317 amino acids. The transcript is spliced from 4 exons.
AUGGAGUUUCUAGUCGGCUGGGCGCGCCUACAGCUGAUCCUCUACACCCAGCUCGCGGCUGUCACAGGCAACUGGCUGGAUGCCUUGACCCAGCUUCGCUAUCACGAUCUGGUGCUCACACUGGCCUUCUUGGGCAUGAAGGAUGUUAACACCUUUCGGCUUCCGGAGAUCAUCUACGACCCCACUCUGGUCCUCAGUCCACAUGUCUUCCUUCUGGGGAUGCUGUUCCACAUCGAGGUGUUCAAGUCACCAAGCCUCAAGACCCCCGAGCAGCUGUACAGCCUGCGCAUUCUGGACAGGCUCAACCAGCAGGAACUGCCACUGCGGGAUGAUCUGGCAAACAAGUUCAUCUUCUGCAUGGUGGUCCGCGAAGGAGAUGGCGUCCGGAUCGCACAUGAGAGACAGCUGACCACAUCAUUGCUGCGCAAUUGCAUGAAAAGGGGCGGCAAGAUCACGGGCCUUGAUCAGGUCAUGAAGCUGUAUGUCCUCCGUGAUGGAGCCGCGAAGGCUUUUAACAAGAGUCGUGAGUAUCCACCUGUGCUUCCCUUCCCUCUGGCUGCUCCCAUCCUUAGCCCCCUUACCACUUCUGGACAUCUACUGUGGCCUCAAGCCGCAGAAGGUGCUGAUGAGGAUGCUGUGCUCAAUGAGCCAGUCCAUCAACCCCCGCCGACCCUGGAAGCUGACGCCGGAGUAGUCAAGAUCAGUGAACCCCUGCCUCACAUCCUGAGGAUCUCUCGGAGAGUUGAAUGUCUGAAGAAAUGCCGGUACUCUGCGACAAGCUGGCUCCGUGGCAGGAUUUCUAGUUUGAUUUUGGCGAAUGGGGGAGGAAUGAGCAUUAGAAAAACCAAAAGGAAUAAAACAAUUAACGCUGAGGGCGUGACAGCAGUGAAGGAAUGGGGGGGAAGAUCGAAGUGGCACAAACUGCACCAUCAACUUCUCCACAACAAUUGCUAG